Molecule: messenger RNA, 2457 nt
Organism: Penicillium diatomitis
Lineage: Eukaryota; Fungi; Ascomycota; Eurotiomycetes; Eurotiales; Aspergillaceae
Gene: spb1
Product: rRNA methyltransferase spb1
Exons: 4
Coding region: 1-2457 (818 amino acids)
Biological process (GO): rRNA methylation; maturation of LSU-rRNA from tricistronic rRNA transcript (SSU-rRNA, 5.8S rRNA, LSU-rRNA); maturation of 5.8S rRNA from tricistronic rRNA transcript (SSU-rRNA, 5.8S rRNA, LSU-rRNA)
Cellular component (GO): preribosome, large subunit precursor; nucleolus; nucleus
Molecular function (GO): rRNA (uridine-2'-O-ribose)-methyltransferase activity; rRNA (guanine) methyltransferase activity
Source: RefSeq, a predicted model, not a curated record
AUGGCGAUUCAGAAGAAGCACGGAAAAGGUCGUUUGGAUAAAUGGUAUCGUUUGGCGAAGGAGAAAGGAUACCGCGCUCGUGCUGCGUUCAAACUGAUUCAGUUGAACAAGAAGUAUGGAUUCCUGGAAAAGAGCAAGGUCCUGAUCGAUCUCUGCGCUGCUCCCGGUUCAUGGUGUCAAGUCGCCGCAGAAUGUAUGCCUGCUCAAAGUAUCAUCAUCGGCGUCGAUCUCGCCCCAAUCAAGCCCAUCCCUCGAACCAUCACCUUCCAAAGCGACAUCACUACCGAGAAGUGUCGUUCCACGAUUCGAGGACAUUUGAAGCAUUGGAAGGCAGAUACUGUUCUUCACGACGGUGCUCCCAAUGUCGGUACUGCCUGGGUUCAAGACGCCUUCUCUCAGGCCGAGCUUGUGCUACAGUCUUUGAAAUUGGCCACUGAAUUCUUGAAUGAAGGUGGAAAUUUCGUUACCAAAGUUUUCCGGUCUAAAGACUACAAUCCUCUGCUCUGGGUGUUCAAGCAGCUUUUCCAGUCCGUUGAGGCAACCAAGCCUCCUUCAUCACGAAAUGUGUCUGCCGAAAUUUUCGUCGUCUGCCGAGGCUUUAAAGCACCCAAACACAUCGAUCCCAAAUUCCUCGAUCCGAAGCACGUCUUCGCUGAGCUGUCAGAUCCGACCCCCAACCACGAGGCCAAGGUCUUCAACCCCGAGAAGAAGAAGCGUAAGCGUGAGGGUUACGAGGAGGGCGACUACACUCAGCACAAGGAAAUUCCGGUCACCGAGUUCAUCAACACCACCGAUCCGAUCGCUAUUCUGGGAGGAUACAACAAACUGAGCUUCCAGCAACCGAUCGGGGGAGAUCUGGCCAUGUCGACUUUGGAGAGACUCGAAGAAACUACGGACGAGAUUCGGACAUGUUGUGAGGAUCUGAAAAUCCUUGGCAAAAAAGAGUUCCGAAACCUUCUGCGAUGGCGCUUGAAGGUCCGUGAGAAGUUCGGCCUUAGCGUCAAGAAGAAGCCGCAGCAGGAGGAUGGUGAGGGUGAUGAGGUGGCAGAAGUUGCUCCUAUGGACGAGGAGCUGGCUAUUCAAGAACAACUCCUGCGCAUGCGCGAAAAAGAAUCUGCUCGCAGCAAAAAGGAACGACGCAAAGAAAAUGAAAAGAAGCGGAAAGAGAUUGUACGCUUGCAAAUGCACAUGACCACUCCCAUGGAUAUUGGUAUGGAACAGGUCGGACCCGGUGGAGAGGAUUCUACCUUCUCGUUGAAGCGGGUGGAUCGACUCGGUGCCAGAGAUGCAGUUGUCAACGCUCGUGAUGUGCCUGCCGAGAGCGACACUGAGGAGGAUUCUGAAUCGGAGGAAGACAGCGAUGACGAUGGAGACCGUCUUGAGCGUGAGCUUGACAGCAUGUAUGAGCGUUAUCAAGAGCGCAUGGAGGACAAGGAUUCCAAGCUACGUGCGAAAAAGGCUCGUAAAGAAUACGAGGCCGAUGAGUGGGACGGCUUCUCCGAGGACAACAAGAGCGACGAGGAAGAGGAGGAAGAGGACCAAUCAGAUUCAGAGACAGCUGUGGCUGCGCCUAAGUCCGAAAAACUCUCCAACCACGCUUCUAUGUUCUUUGAUCAGGAUCUGUUCCAAGAUAUUGGUGAGGAGGAGGAGGAGGAGGAAGAAGAAGAAGAAGAAGAAGACGACGACGACGACGACGACGAUCGGGACGAUGACUUGGAAGAAGAAAAUGAAGAUUCAGAGGAUAGCGAAGUCGAAGAGGACGAAGAGGUUUUGUCUACUUCGGCCAAGACCAAGACCAAGAAGGAGACCAAGAAGGAUUCUAAGAAGAAGGAGGAAUCUGAGUGGGCUGACUCGGACGAAGAAUACGAAGACCGCGAUCCACGCAAGGCCAAUGGUCAACUUGACAUUGAUAUCAUCACUGCUGAGGCUAUGGCAUUGGCUCAGGCUAUGGCUUCCGGCGAAAAGAGGGCCACGGAUGUUGUUGAUGACGGCUGGCACCGUUAUUCGUUCCGGGAUGUUGACGGUCUCCCGGAAUGGUUCGUUGAUGACGAAGGCAAGCACAGCAAGAUUCAGCGUCCGGUCACCAAGGCUGCCGCCUCCGCUAUCAAGGAGAAGUUGCGUGCGAUCAACGCCCGCCCAAUCAAGAAGGUGAUGGAGGCCAAGGGUCGCAAGAAGUUUAAGGCUGCCCAGAGGUUGGAGAAGCUGCGCAAGAAGUCCGCACUUCUGGCAGAUGAUGAGGCCUUGAGUGAACGUGACAAGGCCCAAGCUAUCUCCAAGCUGAUGGGCAAGGCCACUAAGAAGAAGCCCAAGCAGCAAGUCAAGCUUGUUGUUGCUCGGGGCGCCAACCGUGGUAUUUCUGGUCGUCCCAAGGGUGUGAAGGGCCGAUACAAGAUUGUUGAUUCCCGAAUGAAGAAGGAUAUUCGGGCACAAAAGCGCUUGGCGAAGAAGAAGUCCUGA